Molecule: messenger RNA, 1374 nt
Organism: Diaporthe amygdali
Lineage: Eukaryota; Fungi; Ascomycota; Sordariomycetes; Diaporthales; Diaporthaceae
Product: major facilitator superfamily transporter
Exons: 2
Coding region: 1-1374 (457 amino acids)
Biological process (GO): transmembrane transport
Cellular component (GO): brush border membrane
Molecular function (GO): transmembrane transporter activity
Source: RefSeq, a predicted model, not a curated record
AUGGUCGGAUCAGUCGAUGCGGCCACCCGCAAGAAGGUGCUCAAGGUCGUCUUCAUCUCUCUGUUGCUGGAUUUGAUAUCCUUCACCUUCAUCCUCCCGCUCUUCCCCAAGCUCCUCGAAUUCUACCGUAAUUCCGAAGCCCCGACCGACCCUGCCGCCCCUCCUAAAGACACCCUCCUGUCAUGGAUCCUCAGCCAGCUCAAUGCCUACAAGGCUGCCUUCGCGCGCCCCAUCGACUCUCGCUAUGAUAUCGUCCUUCUCGGCGGCGCCCUCGGCUCGCUCUUCUCCCUGCUCCAGGCUGUCGCAUCGCCAAUCAUUGGAACACUGUCCGACAGAUAUGGUCGCCGCACUGCACUCCUGGCUAGCAUGAUGGGCAACAUACUCUCGGUGCUGUUAUGGGUCAUGGCCGUAGACUUCCGCACCUUCCUACUAAGCAGGGUGGUCGGCGGGCUGUCAGAGGGCAACGUCCAGCUGGCAACAGCCAUUGCGACGGAUAUCAGCGACAGCAGCUCGAGAGGGAGCACAAUGGCCCUCAUCGGCGCGUGCUUCUCGAUUGCCUUUACAUUCGGUCCCGCCCUCGGCGCAUGGCUCAGCAGCAUUGCGACCGUGGCAGCCAACCCCUUCGCGACCGCCGCAGGGUUCAGCUUGUUCUUGAUUGUCACCGAGACCGUCUACCUAUACACUUCGCUCCCCGAGACACUACCGUCGAUGUCCGAAGACACAAAUGGCCAUGCCACCAAGGAGGAGAAGUCGAACGGAAAGCCCGACGAGCAGAAGCCCAUCCAGCGCACAAACUCUCACUUCGUGCUGAACGCGACCCACUUCGCCUUUCUGCUAUUCUUCUCCGGCAUGGAGUUCUCACUGCCCUUCAUGACCUACGACCUCUUUGGAUAUUCCUCAGCGAAGAACGGCCGCCUCCUCGGCUUCGUCGGGCUGGUUGCAUCAAUUCUGCAGGGCGGCGUGACCCGUCGACUGCCUCCGCUGCUCUCCGUGAAGACUGGAGUUGUCGCCUGCCUCCUCGCCUUCGUCCUCCUCGGUCGCCUUACGAGCGUGCCAAUGCUCUACCUUGCCGCCACUUUCCUCGCCACGACGUCGGCGACUGUCGUCACAGGCUUGAACGCGCUGGCUUCUUUCGAAGCAAACGAAGGCGAGCGGGGCGGAAAGCUUGGCGUAAUGAGGAGCUGGGGACAGGUUGGUCGUGGACUCGGGCCGAUCUUGUUCACGAGCGUGUACUGGUGGGCUGGGCGCGAGGUCGCAUAUGCCAUCGGUGCUGCUGGGAUCGCGGGAGUGGCCGCGAUAGUGUUUGGUGGACUGAGUAGCCCUCCUGGAAGCGAGAAGCGGGCGAAGCCAGUUAAGUCGGGGAAGAAAGAGUAA